Molecule: messenger RNA, 2040 nt
Organism: Triticum turgidum subsp. durum (durum wheat)
Lineage: Eukaryota; Viridiplantae; Streptophyta; Magnoliopsida; Poales; Poaceae
Source: the annotation of a GenBank genome assembly
AUGAGUCGUGGCUGGAAAUCGUUCGUGUCCCCCUUCAUCACCACCUCUUCGGGGCUCCAGGCAGCGUCUCCAGCCCAGAUCGACCGUGACUCGACCUCGCCCCCCUUCUCCCCCCACCGCCGCGCGAUCCCAUCUGACGCCGCCCCGGCCGACGACCCCAGCACGCCGGCCGCCAUGGCGCACGGCGACCGCAUGACCACCUUCGAGGAGGGCGAGCGCGAGAGCGAGUACGGCUACGUCCGCAAGGUCUCUGGGCCCGUGGUCGUGGCCGAUGGCAUGGGCGGUGCCGCCAUGUACGAGCUCGUCCGUGUCGGCCACGACAGCCUCAUCGGCGAAAUCAUCCGUCUCGAGGGUGAUUCAGCUACAAUUCAAGUUUACGAGGAAACAGCUGGGCUAACGGUCAACGAUCCCGUGUUGAGAACAAAAAAGCCUCUUUCAUGUGAGUUGGGACCUGGUAUUCUUGGAAACAUCUUUGAUGGAAUCCAGCGCCCUCUGAAAACUAUUGCUAUUAAGUCCGGAGAUGUCUACAUUCCACGUGGUGUUUCAGUCCCUGCUCUUGAUAAAGAUCAGCAGUGGGAGUUCCAGCCAAAUAAGCUAGGUGUUGGAGAUAAUAUCACAAAUGGAGAUCUAUAUGCUACCGUAUUUGAGAACACAUUGAUGAAGCACCAUAUUGCGCUCCCUCCUGGUGCUAUGGGAAAGAUAAGUUACAUUGCCCCUGCGGGUCAGUACAGUCUGCAGGACACAGUGCUGGAAUUGGAGUUUCAGGGCAUCAAAAAGGAGUUCACUAUGCUCCACACAUGGCCUGUGCGGACACCACGGCCUGUUGCGUCAAAACUUGCUGCUGACACGCCUCUUCUAACAGGACAGCGUGUACUUGACGCACUGUUUCCCUCGGUGCUUGGAGGAACAUGUGCUAUUCCUGGAGCUUUCGGUUGUGGAAAAACUGUCAUUAGUCAGGCGCUCUCAAAGUAUUCCAAUUCCGACACUGUGGUGUAUGUGGGCUGUGGAGAAAGAGGAAAUGAGAUGGCUGAGGUCCUUAUGGACUUCCCGCAAUUGACAAUGACGUUGCCUGAUGGACGUGAAGAGUCAGUCAUGAAAAGAACAACGCUUGUGGCUAACACCUCCAACAUGCCUGUCGCUGCUCGUGAAGCCUCCAUUUAUACAGGAAUUACUAUUGCUGAAUACUUCCGUGACAUGGGCUACAAUGUUAGUAUGAUGGCUGAUUCCACGUCCAGGUGGGCCGAAGCAUUGCGUGAAAUUUCAGGACGUUUGGCUGAAAUGCCUGCGGAUAGUGGUUACCCUGCGUAUUUGGCUUCACGGUUGGCAUCCUUCUACGAACGUGCUGGGAAGGUUCAAUGUCUUGGCAGUCCAGACCGGACUGGCAGUGUUACAAUUGUUGGCGCCGUCUCUCCUCCUGGAGGAGAUUUUUCAGAUCCUGUUACCUCUGCAACCCUCAGUAUUGUGCAGGUCUUCUGGGGACUGGAUAAGAAGCUGGCUCAAAGAAAGCAUUUCCCAUCUGUUAAUUGGCUCAUUUCUUACUCAAAAUACUCCACGGCUUUGGAAGGAUACUAUGAAAAGUUCGAUCCUGGCUUUAUUGACAUGAGAACAAAAGCUCGUGAAGUGUUGCAGAGAGAGGAUGAUCUAAACGAAAUUGUCCAGCUUGUUGGUAAAGAUGCACUGGGAGAAUCUGACAAGAUUACGUUGGAGACAGCCAAGCUUCUGAGGGAAGAUUAUUUGGCACAGAAUGCUUUUACCCCAUAUGACAAGUAUUGUCCAUUCUACAAAUCUGUCUGGAUGAUGCGCAACAUUAUUCAUUUCAAUACAUUAGCGAAUCAGGCUGUGGAGCGAGCAGCCAAUGCUGAUGGACAUAAGAUAACCUACGCUGUCGUAAAGAGUCGCAUGGGCGAUCUAUUUUACCGCCUUGUAUCCCAAAAGUUCGAAGACCCCGCGGAAGGCGAAGACGUCCUAAUUGCGAAAUUCCAGAAGUUGUACGACGACCUCACCACCGGGUUCCGCAACCUAGAAGACGAGGCUAGGUAA